Molecule: messenger RNA, 1825 nt
Organism: Leptopilina boulardi
Lineage: Eukaryota; Metazoa; Arthropoda; Insecta; Hymenoptera; Figitidae
Product: synaptic vesicle glycoprotein 2C-like
Exons: 11
Coding region: 12-1667 (551 amino acids)
Biological process (GO): transmembrane transport
Molecular function (GO): transmembrane transporter activity
Source: RefSeq, a predicted model, not a curated record
UUCUCCACUUUAUGAUAAUAACUGGCUUCAAUACGAGCAUGUUAUUAUUGCACCUGGUUAACUUUAAGUUGCAUAUUGUCAAUAAAUAUUGCAAACAGCUAUCAAGACUUUUUUUCACUCCAAUAAUGACCAAUUCAAGAAUAGAGGAGUCAGUUGUUGAAAUGGCUGUCGACGAAACUGGUUUUGGCAAAUUCAGUUUAAAAGUCACAGUAAUAUGUCUCCUAAUUUAUUUAAAUGCUAGUCUAAGUAUUGUCAGUACUGGUUACAUGCUUCCGGCAUCGUCAUGUGAUUUUAACAUGACAUUAUUUGACAAAGGAUUAUUACUUACUUCAUUUUUUAUAGGUUCUUGUUUCAGUCCCGUCAUCUGUGGAUUUUUAUUAAAUUACAAAGGACGAAAAUGGACUUUACUGUUAACUUUAUUCUUUCAAGGAGUUGCAGAUUUCAUGAUUCCCAUUUUUCCCAACUAUUGGGUAUUAAUGAUAUUAAAAUUUUUUUCUGGUUUCGGAGGAGCGGGGCAAUUGUUUGUUUUCACUUAUAUGGGUGAAUGUUUACCUUCAAAGCAAAGAGAUCUCCUUAUGUCACUAAUGGAAUUAUUCUGGAUCAUGGGAGAUGCUCUUGCAUGCUCAUUAGGCAUGGCAAUUCUUCCUCUAAAUAUUGAUAUAAGAAUACAUUCUUAUUUCUUCCGUUCCUGGAGUUUGUAUAUUUUAAUUUGCUCAGGACUAGCAAUUCUUCUUGGUUUUUGGUUAUUAUUUUUACCCGAAACACCAAAAUAUCUGGCAGAAAUGGGUUCUAGGGAAGAAUUACUAUGGGUCCUAAAGGAUAUGUAUAAACAGAAUACUGGAAAAUCUGGAAAAGAAUAUAUAGAAAAAUUAAUGAAUAGUGGAAAAAUUCCAUUAAUGGAAUUAGUGAAUGAUAGUUAUAAAAAUUAUCCAGAAUUAAUUGAAAAACCAUUGUUGAGUGAAAAAAUUUUAUUGGAAUUGAAGCAAAUAAAAAAAAUUUUGAAACCACCAUUAUUGAAAAAUACAUUUUUGGCAUGUAUGAUUGGAUCUAGUAUCAAUUUUUCAUAUGAUGCAUUCUAUAUUUGGUUUCCUGAGAUAUUUCAAAGAUUUUCCGAAUUACAGGCUAAAAAUAAAAAUGCUAAUUUGAAAUUUUGUUCAAUUUCAAAUGAUAUUAUUAAUUCAGGUCAACAAAUGGAAAAUGAUGCAUUUGACUGUAACAAUCCCAUAGAUACUCAAGUAUUCAUGACUAAUUUAUUAUUAUGUGCCUCGUGUGCUCCGGCAGUAUUUCCACUUUUACUUUUAAUUAAUCGUUUUGGUUUUAGAAUUUUGUUAAUUAUACAUUGUUCACUUUGCUCGGUCCUCAUUCUUGCUCUCUAUUUCGUAAAUUCAUCUCUUCAUAUUUUAAUCAUACUGUGCAUUUACGUACCUCUGAUAUCAACCAGCGUAACAAUGUCAAACGCACUUUUUGUUUCCAUUUUUCCCACUACACACAGAUCAUCAGGAGUAACUUUAACAUCAAUGGCAUGUCGUAUUGGAGCUGUAUUUGGCAAUAUGGCUUUUAGUUAUCUCAUAGAUCGUCGUUGCUUUAUUUAUAUAAUUUUAAUAACCCUACAACUUAUAGUUGGAGCAAUAUCAACAAUUUUAAUUCGUGAGAGAAAGGAUGCAUAAUUAGCAUCUUUGUAUACUUAAUUACAAUUUUAUUAUAUAAGUAGUGAAUUUAUUUAUACUAUUUAUUGUACGUAUUAUACUGAUCCUGAGAAUACGAUUUUUUACUUGAAAAAAAAAUUAAUUUUUUUUAUAAAAAGGAAAUAAAUACGAUUGAAUUA